UCCAGAAAAAAUGGCAGCUGUUGACAUCGACGUGCCGGUGGAAACAGAGCCCCAAAUCUACAACCAGGAUGACCUGGAACGUCAGGCUGAAGGCUUCAAAGAGCAAGGAAAUGCACUCUACAGCAGGAAAGAUUACUCUGAGGCUUUCAACUAUUAUACCAAGGCCAUCGACACUUGCCCCAAAAAUGCAAGUUAUUAUGGCAACAGGGCAGCCACCCUCAUGAUGCUCUGUCGCUUUCGAGAGGCCCUUGAAGACUCCCAGCAGGCUGUGCGGCUGGAUGACUGUUUCAUGAAGGGGCAUCUGCGCGAGGGUAAAUGCCAUCUGUCUUUGGGAAAUGCCAUGGCGGCCAGUCGCUGCUUUCAGAAGGUUCUGGAGCUGGAGCCCAGCAACAGAGAGGCUCAGCAGGAGGAUAAGAAUGCAGCAACUCUCCUGGAGUACGAGCGAAUGGCAGAUUUUGGCUUUGAAAAGCGGGAUUUCAGAAAGGUGGUGUACUGUAUGGACCGAGCCUUAGCGAUGGCUUCUGCCUGCCACCGCUUCAAAAUCCUCAAGGCUGAGUGUCUGGCUCUGCUGGGACGCUAUCCAGAAGCUCAGUCUGUAGCAAGUGAUAUCCUGCGAAUGGAUUCUACGAACGCAGACGCACUGUACGUUCGAGGUCUGUGUCUUUACUAUGAGGACUGCAUCGAUAAAGCUGUACAGUUCUUUGUCCAGGCUCUGCGCAUGGCACCUGACCAUGAAAAGGCCCGGUUGGCCUGCAGGAAUGCCAAAGCCUUAAAGGCCAAGAAGGAGGAGGGCAACCAGGCAUUCAAGAACAACAACUAUGAAGCUGCCUACCAGCUGUAUACUGAGGCCCUGACGAUAGACCCCAACAAUAUCAAGACCAACGCUAAACUCUACUGCAACAGAGCCACGGCAGGAGCAAAGCUGAAGAAACUGAAUCAAGCCAUUGAAGACUGCACCAGCGCAAUCAAACUAGAUGACACAUACAUCAAGGCCUACUUAAGAAGAGCUCAGUGUUUCAUGGACACAGAGCAGUAUGAAGAGGCUGUACGGGACUAUGAAAAAGUUUACCAGACAGAAAAAACGUCAGAUCACAAGCAUCUGCUGAAAAACGCACAGCUGCAGCUGAAGAAGAGCAAGAGGAAAGAUUACUACAAGGUGCUUGGGGUCGGCAAGAACGCCACAGAGGACGAAAUCAAAAAAGCGUACCGCAAACGAGCCCUCAUGCAUCACCCAGACCGCCACAGUGCAGCAACUCCAGAGGUGCAGAAGGAGGAGGAAAAGAAAUUCAAAGAAGUGGGCGAGGCCUUCACUGUGCUGUCCGACCCAAAGAAGAAGAUCCGCUAUGACAACGGGCACGACUUGGAGGAUGACGGCUGCUUUGAUGGUGGAGAUUUUGAUGCCAACAACAUCUUCAGGGCUUUCUUUGGUGGCCAUGGUGGAGGAUUUAGUUUCGAUUCCAGCCCAGACUCUGGACCAGGAAAUUUCUUCUUCCAAUUUGGCUAAAGCAAAGGACCAUGUGGGAAAAUGGCAGCCCUGCAGAGGACAAAAUCAAGUUGGACCCACAGUCACUUUGUAAUGCUCAUACUCCUGCAAAAUCUCCCAACAUUUUUUUUUUUUUUUUCAAGAGAUUUCUGAUUAUUGCAUUCACUACUAAAUUUACUCCUUACAUUGAUGCUAACAAACAUUGGGAAGGACAAUUCAGAGGCUUUAGUUAUAAAUUAAUGAAGAUAAAGAAGUUUGGAUCAGCUGAUUCAAAGCAUGUCAUUACCAAAAAUCUUAUUUCUAAUUAAAUCUAAUCUUGUAAAACUGCCUCAACCUUCCUAAAGGUGAUCAGUAAGGAAAGCUUUGGAAAUAUAAGCAUCAUGGUUGACUAUCUUUUAGAAAACAUAACAUGACAUACAUUUUAGGGUUCUCCUGGGACAGCAGGUCUAUUGAGCAAGAGGCAAUGUACUGUUGAAGUUCAACGUCAAAACUGACCUCAGGACAGCCUGUUGUGGACAACACUGGUCUCUUGCAAAUGUGUGUCCAGGUUUUAUUGGCUCACUUGCCAAAUAUAGAAUCGACUUGCUGGGCUUUUGUUUCUUCUCCUCUUCUCCAUGCUGCAUUGUAUAUUUGAUUCGAAUGUACAGCAUUUUGUGUCCAUAAACUUUUAUUUCCUCAGUCUUCCCUCAGUCUAUUUAUAUUUAUUGUACUGUGUAUUCUAGACUGUAUGCAGCAGAAUGCCAUUGUCUUCGUCUUCCUCGUUUUUUAAGAGACCCAUUUGUACAUGAUUUCCACAUCAUUGUCUCUCAGAGUUUCAUUUUCUGAAACAGGCCAAAAUCAGCAUACAUACACCUACAGAUUGUCCUCUGUUGAAAGCACCAAUCACUCAUCUGUCCCACUGUCCCAUUCAAAUUCAAGUGGUGCCUUACCAGAGUGAGCAGAUCAGUUAACCUUCUCACAGUGAAACCUAAAACAAAAGCUGUGGAGUAAGCCACAUCCUAUUUCGAAAUGGCAACAGUCAGCUUGUAUAGCAACUUGUCACUUCAUAUGAAAACUUUUUUUCAUGUUUGGCCAGUAAAUUGCAAGUACAAUUUUGCAAGUAAAUGAUCAUCCUGUCAACAAUGAAAGAAAUUUCGUUUAAUGUCAUCAAUGCCGUCACACCCAGCUGUCACCCACCUAUACUUGUCAUGCAUGUUUCGUCAGUACAGCCCAUCUCCUUCUUGUUCCACCUGUUCAAAGGGGCACUGAUAGUAGGUUGGAAGUUUCUGUUAAUUGUUUUGUCACUGAUCUGUGUAUCAUUUUUAAGAACUUGUCACAGUAUUAACAAGACAUGCUUUUCUUAUUGCGUAAAUAAAGGCUCGUCUUUUACUGUA
Seriola dumerili (greater amberjack) is the source of this 2856-nucleotide messenger RNA. Its product is annotated as dnaJ homolog subfamily C member 7-like. The transcript is spliced from 14 exons. NCBI's taxonomy places the organism in Eukaryota, Metazoa, Chordata, Actinopteri, Carangiformes, Carangidae. The record is from RefSeq and is a predicted model, not a curated record. Bases 11 to 1504 code for a protein of 497 amino acids. Gene Ontology annotation, molecular function: protein binding.